Messenger RNA from Quercus lobata, 756 nucleotides. RefSeq lists its product as uncharacterized. Gene Ontology annotation, molecular function: nucleic acid binding. The record is from RefSeq and is a predicted model, not a curated record. The coding region runs from base 1 to 756 and encodes 251 amino acids. The transcript has 3 exons. NCBI's taxonomy places the organism in Eukaryota, Viridiplantae, Streptophyta, Magnoliopsida, Fagales, Fagaceae.
AUGACAGAGCUAUGCGAGAAGUUUGAAUUUAAACAAUACAAUUCCUCCAUGUACAAUGCCCCGACAAAUGGACUAGCUGAAGCGUUUAACAAAACACUUGGCAGUUUGUUAAAAAAAGUGGUAUCUAAGACAAAGCGAGACUGGCAUGAAAGAAUUGGAGAAGCAUUAUGGGCAUAUCGAACAACGUUUCGAACGCCUACUCAAGCAACGCCAUAUUCUCUUGUCUACGGAGUGGAAGCCGUCCUUCCUUUAAAACGCCAAAUCCCAUCAUUACGGAUUGCCAUUCAAGAAGGAUUGACUGGAGAAGAAAAUGCCAAGCUCAGGUUGCAAGAAUUAGAGGCACUUGAUGAAAAAAGGCUCAAGGCCCAACAACGCCUUGAAUGCUAUCAAGCUCGUCUUUCAAGCGCAUUCAAUAAAAGAGUCAAACCACGAUCAUUCCAAGUUGGUGACUUAGUUCUCGCCGUUCGAAGACCUAUCAUCACAACUCAUCGUACAAGCAAUAAGUUCACUUCAAAAUGGGAUGGACCUUAUGUCGUGCAAGAAGUCUACACCAAUGGAGCUUACAAGUUGAUUGGUAAUGAUGGUUGGUUGGAUGCCUAUGUCACCCUUGAGGCCGAGGUCUCGGGUUCGAUUAAUGGUGAUACCCACUAUGCGCAAUUGGGGGCAAACACUAACCAAGCUCACAAGUUGAUCAACAAUGACGAUGUAAGGAUCGGCCCCAUCAAUGGGAAGUUCCUCAAAUGCUUCUAUGCUUGA